This is a messenger RNA of Miscanthus lutarioriparius, 1359 nucleotides long. The record is from the annotation of a GenBank genome assembly. Lineage: Eukaryota; Viridiplantae; Streptophyta; Magnoliopsida; Poales; Poaceae.
AUGGAAUCAGUAGCACGGCUGCUUCUGCUGGUGGCCGUGGUGGUGGCCGCGGCCAGUGGCGCCACCACGGGCGCCGUGGCCGCGACCGCGACGCCGACGCCGCACCUCAAGCUCAAGGGCGGCCUGCGCGUGCGCCUGACGCACGUCGACGCGCACGGCAACUACUCGAGGAUGCAGCUGCUGCAGCGGGCGGCGCGCCGAAGCCACCACCGCAUGUCGCGGCUCGUCGCGCGUGCCACCGGCGUCAAGGCCGCCGCCGGGGGAGGGGACCUUCAGGUCCCCGUCCACGCGGGCAACGGCGAGUUCCUGAUGGACGUGGCGAUCGGCACCCCCGCGCUGUCCUACGCGGCCAUCGUGGACACCGGCAGCGACCUGGUGUGGACGCAGUGCAAGCCGUGCGUGGAGUGCUUCAAGCAGAGCACGCCGGUGUUCGACCCGUCGUCGUCCUCCACCUACGCGACCCUCCCUUGCUCCAGCUCCUUCUGCGGCGACCUGCCCACCUCCACCUGCACGUCGGCCAACAAGUGCGGCUACACCUACACCUACGGCGACGCGUCGUCGACGCAGGGCGUGCUGGCCAGCGAGACGUUCACGCUGGGCAAGGAGAAGCUGCCCGGCGUGGCGUUCGGCUGUGGCGACACGAACGAGGGCGACGGGUUCACGCAGGGCGCCGGGCUCUUCGGGCUCGGCCGGGGCCCGCUCUCGCUGGUCUCCCAGCUCGGCCUCGACAAGUUCUCCUACUGCCUCACCUCGCUCGACGACGGCGACGGCAAGAGCCCGCUCCUGCUGGGCGGCUCCGUCGCGGCCAUCUCGGAGAGCGCGGCCACGGCGCCCGUGCAGAGCACCCCGCUGGUGAAGAACCCGAGCCAGCCGUCCUUCUACUACGUGUCCCUGGCGGGGCUCACCGUGGGGUCUACACGCAUCACCCUCCCGGCCUCGGCGUUCGCGAUCCAGGACGACGGCACGGGCGGCGUCAUCGUGGACUCCGGCACCUCCAUCACGUACCUGGAGGUGCAGGGGUACCGCGCGCUGCGGAAGGCGUUCGUGGCGCAGAUGGCGCUGCCCACGGUGGACGGCUCCGAGAUCGGGCUGGACCUGUGCUUCCAGGGCCCCGCCAAGGGCGUGGACCAGGUGCAGGUGCCCAAGCUGGUGCUCCACUUCGACGGCGGCGCGGACCUCGACCUCCCCGCCGAGAACUACAUGGUGCUCGACUCCGCCUCCGGCGCGCUGUGCCUCACGGUGGCGCCGUCGCGGGGGCUCUCCAUCAUCGGCAACUUCCAGCAGCAGAACUUCCAGUUCGUGUACGACGUCGCCGGGGACACGCUCUCGUUCGCGCCCGUGCAGUGCAACAAGUUGUGA